CAGUAAUACUUAAUAUAGUCAUUAUUAUGUGCUCCUUCCACAAAAGAAACCACUUACACCCGCGAAGCCUGCUGGGAUUUAGAGUUCUAAGCAACACUGGAAAUGUCAAUAGUCGUCCAACCAUUCGACUCCGAGUUUUCAGCCUGUCGGAAUGAGACGCUAAGAAACUCGGGACCAGUAGCCGAUGUUUGUAUGUGGCGAUGCUGUGUAAUUUUUUGAUAUGGUUUUCUUAUAUUCCGGAUUUUUUUUAAAGUUAGUUAGUAACACAUAGUGCUGCUGUGCACAGAUAUGUCGGAGUCGACAGAGACGGAUCAGGAUAUCAUACGACUAAGGUCUAUCAAAAGCCAGCGAACCUGUAUUGUGCCCCAACAAGACAGACUUGGAAACUGCAGGAGUGUGAAAGAAUUCGAGAAGCUAAAUAGAAUAGGAGAGGGGACCUAUGGAAUUGUGUAUAGAGCACGGGACACCAAAAGUGGAGAGAUAGUUGCUUUAAAGAAAGUGCGCAUGGACAAAGAAAAAGAUGGCAUUCCCAUCAGCAGUCUACGAGAGAUCAAUUUGCUUCUCAAACUAAGGCACAUUAACAUAGUAGAACUGAAGGAAGUAGUGGUUGGAAAUCACUUAGAAAGUAUUUUCCUAGUGAUGGGCUACUGUGAACAAGAUCUAGCCAGCCUUUUGGAAAAUAUGCAGUCACCUUUUUCUGAAGCUCAGGUGAAAUGUAUAAUUUUACAAGUUUUAAAAGGACUGCAUUAUCUUCAUGAAAACUUUGUUCUACAUAGAGAUCUUAAAGUAUCAAACUUGCUAAUGACUGAUAAAGGAUGUGUAAAAAUAGCUGACUUUGGGUUAGCCAGGACAUAUGGAGUACCUCUAAAACCAAUGACGCCUAAAGUUGUGACACUGUGGUACAGAGCUCCAGAACUGCUGCUGGGCACAAAAACACAGACAACAGCUAUUGAUAUGUGGGCCGUUGGAUGCAUUUUGGCUGAACUGCUGGCCCACAAGCCACUGCUUCCUGGAAGCUCAGAGAUUCAACAGAUUGACCUUAUAGUGCAAUUGUUAGGGGCACCCAAUGAGAACAUUUGGCCAGGUUUCUCUAAGCUACCACUGGUUGGGCAGUACUCCUUAAGGAAACAACCAUACAAUAAUUUGAAGAACAAGUUUACCUGGCUGUCAGAGGCUGGACUUCGACUGCUUAAUUUCCUUUUCAUGUUUGACCCAAAGCGCAGAGCUACUGCAGAAGACUGCCUAAAAAGUAGUUAUUUCAAAGAAAAGCCUUUACCCUGUGAGCCAGAGUUGAUGCCUACUUUCCCGCAUCACCGAAACAAACGAGCAGCAUCAACUUCUGAAAGCCAAUCAAAACGAAGCAAAGUUUAAUAAUCGAACAGCAACAAAAGGUUCAAGUUUAGUAAUAUGGUUUGUCCCUUUUUAAAAAAAAAAAAAAAAAAAAAAGUCGGUACAUCUUUAACUUUACUGCUUAACUUUGGUUCUAUCAGUCACUACUAGUUUAUCAAACUAAAUGUAUUUACUUAU
Messenger RNA from Erpetoichthys calabaricus (reedfish), 1527 nucleotides. It is a transcript of the gene cdk10, whose product is annotated as cyclin-dependent kinase 10. Gene Ontology annotation, cellular component: nucleus. The transcript is spliced from 13 exons. Gene Ontology annotation, molecular function: cyclin-dependent protein serine/threonine kinase activity; ATP binding. The record is from RefSeq and is a predicted model, not a curated record. Bases 289 to 1371 code for a protein of 360 amino acids. NCBI's taxonomy places the organism in Eukaryota, Metazoa, Chordata, Cladistia, Polypteriformes, Polypteridae. Gene Ontology annotation, biological process: regulation of mitotic cell cycle; protein phosphorylation.